Molecule: messenger RNA, 7390 nt
Organism: Protopterus annectens (West African lungfish)
Lineage: Eukaryota; Metazoa; Chordata; Ceratodontiformes; Protopteridae
Product: trichohyalin-like
Exons: 6
Coding region: 89-5413 (1774 amino acids)
Source: RefSeq, a predicted model, not a curated record
UACUUUGCAUUUGCUAGAGUGCCAGCUUCAAGAUGGAAUACGGAAACUCCAGCAGGUGGUUUCAAAUGCAGAAUUUCAAAAAAGGGAAAUGAAGCAAAGACAAACCAUGUUGGAAAGAGAGCUUCAUUCUGACAGUUCAGGACAGACCGAAGAGGCCAUAGCCCAGAGCAGCAGGAUAUGUGAACUCCAAGAAGGGCAACAGGAGAGCCAGAAGCAUGCAGUAACAACUAAAAUAAUCCAAGAGUUUCAAGAGGAGGAACAUAUAAACAAGAAAGAAGUAACAUUGUUAAGAGUAAAUGCUGACCAGCUGGUUUUGACUUUAAAGGAUCAAGUGCAAAACAUUACAGAUUUGUAUGAAAAAAUUCAGGAGUGCAAGAUGGAAAGCCAAAAGCUGGAGGCAGGAUUAGUAAGAAAAAUCCAGGGACUUCAAGAACAACAGGGUGUUCAGAAGCAGAAGUUCCAGGCAUUAGAGGAAGAGAAGCAAAUACUAGAAUCCACACUUAGAGAGCAAAUUCAAGAAGUCCAGGCAAGAGAAUUUGAGAGGAAAAUCCAUGUAGCAGUUUUAGAAGAAAAAAAUCAAAAGCUACAGAAAAAAGAGAUGCAGAGACAGGAAGAAGAUGCUGCUUUGAAAGAGAAAAUUGAGGCAAGAGAUACAGAAAGGCAGGUAAUGGAGCAAAUAUUGAAAGAAAAUACUGUGGAGUUUCAGAUACGGGAGAAAGAGAGACAAAUGCAAGAGGCUGCAUUAAUGAAACAAAUUGAAGAGCUUCUUGAAAAAGAAUGUGUGAGCCAGGCUGAGGAAUCAGUGUUAAGAGAAAAUGAGGGUCGUCUCAAUGUUGAAUUGCAACAACAAGAUAGAAAGAUUAAAGUGCUUCAGGAGCAAAUUAGGAAACUUCAGCAGUGUGGCACAGAAAAGGAGUCACAAGAGUCAAUAUUAAGGACUAGAAUUCAAGAACUUCAAGAAGAUGAGCAAAUGAGACAAAAACAAUUAGAGAUGUUGGAAUGGAACAAAGAUAAUUCAAAGCUUCUUUUGCAGAACAGGGAUCAAGAAAUCAAAAUUUUACAGGAGAAAAUUCAAGAACUGCAGGGACAGUUGAGGGAGAACCAAAGGAAAGAGGUAGUGCUGAAAGAGGAUAUAUGUACACUUGGGGAGAAGGAGGCAGAGAGCCAUGUACAAGACGUAGCUCUGAGAAGAGAAAUCCAGGAACUUCAAGAAAGAGAUAAGAUGAUGCAGGCAAAACAAAUUGCAGAAAAAAGGCAAAUCCACUUACUUCAAGAACAGUGCACUGAGAUACAAGAGCAAGUGAAACACUUUCAGCAGCUUGUAGACGAGAAGCAGAAACAGGAAAUUCUUUUGAGACAGAAUAUUCAAGAACUGCAGGUGCAAAACAGAGAGAUACAGACUCGUAAGACAGAGCUGGUAGAGAUAAUUCAGAAACUUCAAGAACAAGACACAGAAAGAGAGAGGAAAGAAGCAGUCUUGAUAGCUAAACUAGAUUGUCUCAGUUUAACACUGAGAGACAAGUGUGAUGAGAUUGAACUGCUUCAAAAACAAGGAAAGGAUUUCCGUGGACAUAAUACUCAGACGCAAGAACAAAAAUUCAAGGAGGAAGAAAAAGACUGGAAUAGGUGUGAUGAUGUGUUGAGAGAGACAGUAGAGCAACUGAGUUUGCAGCUGAGAGAAAAAGGCAGGGAAAAUGAAGUGCUAUUUAAAAAAAUCCAAAAGUUUAAGGAGCGUGAAACAGAGCAAGACGUGAAAGAAACCACACUAAGAGACAGAAUACGUGCAUUUCAGAUGCAAGAGAAAGAGCAACAAAAUCAGGAAAUCCUUCUGAGAGAGAAAAUCCACCAGCUGCAGCUUCAAGAAGUUAAGAGACUGGCACAGGAGGCAGCACUGAGGGAGAAAAUCAGACAGCUUCAGGAGCAGGAAACAGAGAGGGAAAAACAGGUGUCCACAAUGAAGGCAACAAUUUCUUAUCUAAAUAAACGAGAAACUGAAAGGUUACUGCAGGAAGCAGCUCUAAGAGAAGAAAUACAGCAGUUUCAUCAGCAAGAAGAAGAGAGACAAAUGCAGGAAUCUGCAAUGAGAGAGACCAUUUCUGAGAUGAAAAAACAAGAAGCUGUUUUAAAAGAGAAAGUGCAACAAUUUCAUCAGCAGGAAAGAGAGCGAGAAAAUCAGGAGGCAGCAAUGAAAGAGACAAUUUCUGAUCUAAAAAAACAUGAAACAGAGAGACUGACACUAGAGACAGCUAUGAAAGAAAAACUCUACCAACUUCAGCAGCAAGAAGUGGCAAGGCAGAAAGAUGAAGCUGACCUGCAAUGCACUGUAGACAAUUUGAAUGCAGAUCUGAAGAACAGAGUCAGAGAGAUUCAUGUGCUUAAAGUCAAAAUACAGGAACUUCAGGAAGACAAAAGAGGCUGGCAAAGAGAGGAGACAGCCCUGAGAGAGAAAUUAAAUAGUAUUCAGGAGUUGGAGACUCAAAGACUGUCACAAGAAGCAGAAAUGAGAGAAAAAAUACAAGAAUUUCAGCAGCAUGAGAUAGACAGACAGAGACAGGAGACAUCACUGAGAAACCAAAUUCAACAACUCCUUGAACAAGAUAGAGAGAGUCAAAAACAAGAAGCAGUCCUGAAUGAGAAUCUGAAUACUUUAAAUUUACAGCUAAAGGAUCAUGCUAGAGAGAAUGAAAUGUUGAAAAAGAAAGUGCAGGAGUUGCAGGAACAUGAGAGAGAGAGCCAUAGAAAUAAGAUGGCUCUGCAAGAAAAAAUUCAGCAACUUCAACAGUGUUUGGCACACAUCCAGGUAGAUGAGUCAAAGCUUACUGCAAUUAUUCAAGAGCAAGAAUGUGAGAGAAAGAGGCAGGAAAAAUUGAUGACUGAAAAACUUCAAAAGCUUCAGGAACAAAACAGUGAAAGACAAAAAGAGGAGGUUGCACUAAAACAGACAAUUGAGAAACUUCAUCAGAAUGAGGAAGAAGCACGAACAUUGGAAGAGGCACUACAAAAGCAAGUUCUAGAAAUGCAAGAGCAAGAGAGAAAACAUAAAAUAACUGAGACAGAGCAGAGGAAGGCAAUUGCACAACUGCAAGAGCAAGAAACAAACUAUCAAAGACAAGAGGCAGUACUUAAGGAACAAAUGAGUGAACUACAAGAGCAAGACAGAGAGAGACAGAAACUUGAGACAGCGCUGAGAGAAAAGUGUGAUCAUCUAAAUUCAGCACUAGGGGACAAAAGCAGAGAGAUUGAAAUGCUUCUUGAAAAAAUCUGUAAACUUGAACAGAAUGACAGAGAGAGAGACACACACGAAGUGGCACUGAAGGAAGAAAUUAGACUGUUGCAGAUGAAAGAAGAGGAAUGGCACGCACAAGAAGCUGCAUUGAAGGAGAGCAUUAUUCAUUUAAAUUUGCUUCUGAAGGAAAAAGAGAGAGAAUUUGAAAUUAUGUCACAAAAACUAAAAGAUCUUAAAGAGUUGGAAACAAAACAUAAGUCAGUGGAGGCAGCAUUACGAGAAACAAUAGAAACAUGCAAGGAACAGGAAGUGGAGAGACAGGUUAAAGAGGCAGAAAUGAUGGAGAAAAUUACACGUCUUCAGGAUCAAGAAACAAACAGGCAAGCUGUAGAGAGAGAACUCAGAGAAAUUAUCCAAAGUCUCAAGGAAAAAGAGAAAGAAAGAGAAGUUGAGGAAGCAAAGCUGAAGAAGAAAGUCCAAGAUCUGCAGGCACAAAUCAGAGAGAAACAUGCCCAUGAGUCAGAACUGUGGGAGAAAAUCAAAGAUCUUCAGCAGCAGGUGAGAGCAAAACAAGAUCAGGAAGUGGAACUAAGGGACAAAAUUCAGGAACUUCAGGAAAUAGAGACUGAAAGACAUGCACAAGAAGUGGCAGUGAAAGAGCAUGGUGAUCUUUUGAAUUCAAUGUUGAAGGAGAGAGAUAAAGAAACUGAAAUGAUGCUAGAAAAAAUCAGGGAACUUCAAGAGUGUUUGAAAGAACAACAGACAGAGGAACGGGCUCUCCGAAAGCGUAUCCAAGUGCUUCAGGAGCAAGAAAAAGAAAGACAAACACUGGAGAUAACAUUAAAGAAGACAGUUUGUGAAUCUGAAGGAAAGGAAAAAAUAGCACAAGAAUGUGAGAAGACACUUAGAGAAACCAUUAUUGAACUUCAGAAACAGGUAAGGGAAAGAGAGAUGCAAGACAUUGCACUAACGAAGGAUAGGAAAUGCUUGUUAUCAUCAUUGAAGGAUAAAGACCAAGAAAAUGAAAUGCUAAAAAAAGAGAACCAGAGUAUUAAGAGGCAGGAGGAAGAGAGGCAGUCUCAGGUUCUGGCUCUUCAAGCAUCAUUAGAGCACCUUCACGUUGUCCUACAGAGGACAGAAGGCGAAGAGAUUGAGUGGAGGCAGAAAGCUCAGGAACUUUCAGUCUCCUUGACAGAAUGCAAAACAGCCAUCUCAGAACUGGGAGAAGAAAAGGCAUCUCUGCAGAGAUUGUUAACACAGAGAGAAGAGCAACACAGAUCACUACAGGAGCAGCUGGAGAGUGCUGUUCAAGCCCUUGAAAAAGCAAAGGUAGAGAAAAGAGCGCUGACGGGAAGAAUCAAAUGUUUGCAGAAAGAAAGAGAUGGUCUACAGAUGCAGGUCAUUCAUAAACAGCAGGAGCAUAUUGCUGAACGACAACUUAUGUCAGAAACCAAAAAGGAAGAGAGACUUCUGCUUCAGGAAAGGCUGAACACCCUGCAGCGAGCUGUAGCACAACUGGAACUAGAAAAACGAGAGGUGGAACAAGAGGCAUCAAAGCUGAAUUUGGAUAAAAGUUUAUUGAAGAAGACACUGGAACGGGUCGAAAAUGAACGGCAGAAACUGAAAGGUGAAAUUAGUGGGCUGAUGGUAGAGAGAUCCAGCUUACACCAAAGCAUCUCAGAUCUAGAGAAACACAAGGAUCAUUCACAGCCAGAGCCAGUAAGGUUAAAGCAUCAGCUUUGGGAAGCAGAACAGUCAAAAGAGAUGUCGGACCAUUUCAUACAGUUGUGGAAGGACAAAGCAAAUAGGCUGAAUGCCAGCGAAAUUCUCCACAAGCAACGGAUCGAAGAACUAGAAGAACAGGUUGCUAUCUUAAAGAAGCAGUUGUCUACUUUGAAGAGACAAAAACAGGAAUAUAUCCGAAGAUGUGCUGUGAACAGUGAACAGAUCUCUGACCUGCAUCGUGAUCUUUCUGACUCCUUGGCUACCGUUUCCCAUGACCCUAAGCCAGCAGUCCUGGAAUCUGAGACCCGACGUCUAGAUGACUCAUUAAAUCAGAGCUUUGCAGCUGGCAUUUUUCUGUCAGGCUCCACCUCUUGGGAUCAAACUGCAAGUCCAUCAACAGAGAUGGGACCUGUUAGUUCUACACCCAGGGUGGAUUACACAAGAAAAACUGCAUCUCGGUAGCAAACACAUUAGAGUUAUUACAGAUCUUUAUUUUCUCUUGGAAGCAUGUUACAUUUCAUUCUAAAUCCUAUUACUUAUGAAAAUAUACCUCACUGCCGCUGCUUUAUUUGCUUUCUGUGAAACGUUAAAAUAAGUGUCAGAUAUAAUGUUUGCUUUUAUGACUUGAAUGCCUUUAAUGAUUAUCUAGACUAUAGCCAUCAUAUGACAGUCAGCAGUUGUUAUAGUUUCUCCUUAGCCGAAUGGUUACAGUAGCUGACAGAGAGAAUGGGCCCGUACAUACAUCCUGUCACUGUUGAUGGUGCCUCUUUUGUUAUGUCAAUGGAAUAGAAGUAGUAAACCCAGAUCUGCAGAAAGAGUUCUACCUUCUACUUCUUGUCAUGUAUCCAUGAUUUGCAUUUUAUUUUUCAAGUAUAGUUCUCUUCUGUUAUUAUUUACUGGCUUAAUUAAGAAAUGGAACAAGUAAGCAGGAAUCUGGCUUUGAUCUGUUACCUGGACCAGAUACGCAGGCAUGUUUACUUCUUACGAAGUAUUGUAGAUAUCUUAUUGGCUUUCUGUUUCAUUUUUUAUUACAGUUAUUUAAUAUGCAAGUCUGGUAGAGCAGUGCAGUCUACAGACCUGGAAAUUUAGACUGAAUAGUCUUGAUAUAUCUAUCAUAUAAGUGUUAUGAAAGACAUGGGUUUAAAUCUUAGUAGAUCCAUCAGAUAAAACUUAAGGAAGACGUGGGUUUAAUCAGCACAUCUUCACUGGUGGCCACCAUAAUAUUCCCAUGCCUCUAAACAAAAGGGGGUCCCUGUCUCUAGUGGGCUUUACUCAGUUAAAUUUAAAUACAUUUAGAAUGAGGAGGUAUCAGCUCCUAGGCUCAUGAUAAGCACACACACUUUGCAAAACAGCAUAGAACUAAAUGUGGAAAAAUUCAGAUCUGAAAAUAUGCAGAAAAUAGUAGUUGUCCUUUUUCAUAAUUGCUACUCUUACAAUUCCUCAUCUAUAAUUAUAAGAAAAUGAGACAAGCAAUCCUGUUCCCCGAGAAGUCAGUUUAUUUGCAGAUUAAAGUUACAAAAUGUAGUGUUGUGAAAUAUAAUCACAUAUUUGUUUGUUCAGUGAUUUUUAGCCAGCAUAUGAAUCGUCAUUUUUCAGUAUUGGUGUGUGUGUGUGUGUGUGUGUGUGUGUGUGUGUGUGUGUGUGUGUGUGUGUGUGUGUGUGUGUGUGUGUCUGUGUCUGUGUGCUGCAAUGGGCUAUCAUUAUAUACAUGAUAUAAUUCUUCUGCUUUGCAGAUUACUGAAUUAGGCACUGAACUGGAUUAAACAGGUAGUCAGAGAAUGAAUGAAUAAAAGUAAAUUACUUGCAGUUUUCUAUUUAUGGUGAAUAUUCUGUAUUAUUAACUCUGCAGUAAAUUUUAAGCAAUAUAAUUGAAAGUUUAAGCAUGUACCAGCAUUGUUAGCAGUUGAGAAUAUUCAGGUGUUUAAAAAGUGAUUCUCCUUUCCAAAAUGUUACAUAUUUAACUUGCUUAAAUUAUAAUGCUUUACUGAUGUUAAAUUAUAUUUUACAUCUGUAAUUGUUUUCUGAAGCAUCCACAUGUAAACAUCCCAAGAGCUCAUACUCUACAGUGUAUAGUAAAGAGUAGUUCUGGUCAACAGUAAGAAAACACACAUCACUGGUUUUCUAGAAUUGCCAGUAUAGAAUGCUAAAAAUAAUUUCCUGCAUUGCUCUACAGUAGUACAGCUCUCCUACACUACUAAGGAAGCUGUACAGUUGUUCUGCCUACCUUCUAGUAGUGGUCUCCUAACAGCUAACAGCAGAAUUAAUUGAAAUGCAUGCUUGUCAUAAAAGAAGCCACAGUCAGGCAUUGCAGGACCUGUAACAGACUGUAUUCUUGAAUACUGACAAUUCCUGAAGACCAGUGCAUUUCCAGUCUUAUCAAAUAGGAUUGAUGUUCUUCGUGUUUCAGUGUUGCAGUCAUCACAUUAGGGUUAUCUGGCU